AUGUCAAAUCAACAAGAACCUAUUGAAAAGGCAGAAGAACAAAAUAAUAAUGUUUUUGACGAAGAACCUCAACAGGACACAAUGACUUCCCAAGAGCAGACAACUAAACAUGAUAUACAUGCAUGGCGAAGAAAUCGUUCAUACAUUUAUCAGCGUAAUCCAUUAUCGGCCAGACCAUGUCGCGAUCGAUUAGUUCGAACACCAACUGUUAUUGCUAUGUGUGGAUUACCAGCACGAGGCAAAACAUACAUUUCAAAAAAAUUGGCACGUUAUUUACAAUGGAUUGGAAUCAAAACAAAAGGUAGAAAUAGUAUUUUAAAUUUUACUAAUGCAUAA
Messenger RNA from Rotaria sp. Silwood2, 336 nucleotides. The record is from the annotation of a GenBank genome assembly. NCBI's taxonomy places the organism in Eukaryota, Metazoa, Rotifera, Eurotatoria, Philodinida, Philodinidae.